CGCGCGUGUCAGAUACACGCUCUUGUUGAGACAGUUCCUCGUUUUCCGCUUCCCAUUUAAUUCAGAGAGAUGGGUAGGUGAUUGGAGUGAGCACACGUUCUGGUAGUUAUUUUAAAUGCCAGUAUAUUUUGUCAUUUGGCAAUUUUACUUAUUUUCAUAUCACUGUAACUUUUAAACUGGAAUAUUAAAUUCUAAUUGAUUUACAAAAUGCCGGAGUUCAUUUCGGUCGACGAGUUCAUCGCCGAAACCUUGGAGGAUUACAGCUCUCCAACAACCUCUUCUUUCACAACGAAAAUGUCAAGUUGCAGAAAUGCUGUGAAUAACAUCGAAGAGGCCCUGGACUGCGACAGGAUGGUGCUGCAGAAAAUGAAGAAAGCCGCCAAAGCCAAGCACGCCUCGGGCCAAGACCAUAUCUCCCAUCUGGAGUUCUACAUCAGCUCCAUGGAGAAGCUGGCCCUCAACUUCCACAGCAACGGCGAACAGGAAGUGGCCUCUGCCUUCAAUAAGUUUGCGGAAUUCUCCAAGGAGCUGCUGACGCCCAUGAAAAACCUGUUAAAGAGCAUGCUGCACAACAUCAACUUCUUCCUGGAUUCACUGGUGAAAGGGGACCUGAAGGAAGUCAAGGGGGACUUGAAAAAGCCGUUUGACAGAGCUUGGAGGGACUAUGAAAAUAAAUUCACUAAGAUCGAGAAGGAGAAGAGGGAGCUGGCUCGGCAGUACGGCAUGGUGCGGACCGAGGUGAGCGGGGGGGAGAUCGCCGAGGAGCUGGAGAAGGAGCGCAGAAUGUUCCAGCUGCAGAUGUGCGAGUACCUCAUCAAAGUGAACGAGAUCAAGACCAAGAAAGGGGUCGACCUUCUGCAGAAUCUCAUCAAGCACUAUUACUCCCAGUGCAAUUUCUUCCAGGAGUGUCUGGCCACCACUGAGAAGCUGAAGCAGUACAUCGACGCGCUCACGGGAGAGCUAAACAAAAUCAAACACACACAGGACGAGGAGAAGAAACAGCUCUGUGCCCUGCGGGACCAGCUCAGACCAUCACUGCAGCCCGAGCUCAAAGAGUCCAGGAGAGACUCCCUGAGCAGGCAGACGGUCUACAGCAUGCACCAGCUUCAAGGAAACAAACAGUACGGCACGGAGAAAUCCGGCUUCCUCUACAAGAGGAGUGAUGGGCUGAGGAAGAUGUGGCAGAAGAGGAAAUGCGCCGUGCAGAACUGCUACUUAACUAUCGCACACGGAACUCCCAACAAACCCCCGGCCAAACUCAACCUCCUCACGUGCCAAGUCAAGCCCAGCCUGGAGGACAGGAAGUGCUUCGACCUCAUCUCUCAUAAUCGCACUUACCACUUUCUUGCUGACGAUGAGCCUGAAUGUGUUGCGUGGAUCUCAGUGCUGACGAACAGUAAACAGGAAGCGCUGAACGUGGCUCUGGACGAGCGCAGGCCGAGCGGGGAGAGCAGUGUGGAGGACCUCACCAAGGCCGUCACCGACGACAUCCGCCGCAUGCCCGGCAACCAGGUGUGCUGUGACUGCGGUGCACCAGACCCCACCUGGAUCUCCACUAACCUGGGCAUCCUGACGUGCAUCGAGUGCUCGGGGAUCCACCGGGAGAUGGGGGUGCACCACUCGCGCAUCCAGUCCCUGUCCCUGGACAAGCUGGGCACCUCCGAGCUGCUGCUGGCUAAGAAUGUGGGGAACUCGGGUUUUAAUGAAAUAAUGGAAGCGAACCUCCUCAGCCCGUCCCUGAAGCCUUCGGCAGAAAGUGACAUGUCAGAGCGGAAGGACUUCAUCCUGUGUAAGUACAUGGAGUACCAGUUUGUGCAGCGCAGUGGCGGCUCCCCGGGCAGCCUGCGGCGCAGUCUGCAGCAGGCUGUGCGCAGCCGGGACAUCUUCGCCCUGCUGCAGCUCUACGCCGAGAGGACGGACCUGGGCCAGCCACUGCCCAACCCUGUGCAGGUAGAGAGCCACGCCCAUCUACCUGUGCAGGAGAAAGGCGAGACUGCACUCCAUCUGGCUGUCCUAUUGGCCGAUCGGACCUCGCUGCACAUGGUGGACUUCCUGGUGCACAACUGUAACCACCUGGAUGCACAGACGGUCCGGGGGAACACUGCUCUGCACUACUGCUGCCUCCACAACAAAACAGAGUGCCUUAAACUGCUGCUGCGGGCCAAGGCCAACACGCACAUCAAGAACGAGACGGGGGAGGCCGCGCUGGAAAUCGCUCGGAGGCUAAAGCACACGCACUGUGAGGAGCUGAUUAAGCAGGCCCAGAAUAACCAGUUCAACAUGCACGUGCACGUGGAGUACGAGUGGCAGCUCCGGCAGGACGACCUGUAUGAGAGCGAUGAUGACCUGGAUGACAAGAUGGGUCCAGUAAAGAAAGAGCGCACCUCCCGGCCUUUCAGUCUGUAUCAUGCCUCGACCCGCGCCGCUGGGCCUGAUCGAGGAGGGGGAGGAGGAGGAGGGGGCGGAGCUCUAUUCAGUGUGGGCCGCCGGUUGGCUCUGGCUCGGGAUCACAAGCGCGACGUGUACGCCAUCCCCCACACGCAGACGCGCAGCCUGGACAGUCCACCGCCACCGCCCCCCUCCUCCCCUGCACCCCCUCUGCCUCCCAGGGUCAAAGUGCCCAAUGUCCCCCCGCCUCCUCCCCCGGUCAGCCCUCCAGAGGGGUGGGGGGACAGCGCGACGAGCAAGAAACGGACCCCCCCUCCGCCCCUCAACAUACGCCACAAACGCACCUACUCGGAGCCCAUGCCCCACGUGCCCCAGAGCCCCCACGUUCCGCGCCACGCUGGCAUGGAUUACGCGGUACCUGGCAACGCGAGGAUUUACGGCGGUCCGGAUUCACCCUUUCAGAAGCCUGUCUCAGGGUCACCGAAAUACACUGUGACUGCUCUCAACUCCCUUUCUGAGCUGCCAGAGCGAGGGUUCAGGGCAGAUGGAGAGAGCAACUCCUCCCAGUUUGUGUACCAGAUCCCCCAGCCCAGCGGCCGACACCCCUCGCUCAGCUCCCCCACCUUCUCCCGCUCCCUCAGUCUGGAGUCCAACGGGAGCUCCACCAGUACCCAGGGCGGGACCCCACACCCCCUGCCCAGGAAAGGAGUGUCGAGGCCGAUGGUGCGUCGCGUCAGGGCGGUUUACGACUGCGUGGCCGACCACCACGACGAGCUGACCUUCAACGAGGGGGAGGUGCUGGUGGUGCUGGGAGAGGACGACGCCGAUUGGUGGCACGGGUACGUCGAGGGGCAGCCGCACAAGAAGGGCCUCUUCCCCGCCUCCUUCGUUCACAUCCUGUCCGAAUAAGGCCCAGCGGAGGAGCGGACGGGCGGGCGGGCGGGCGGGCAGGCGGGGAAGAGCAUUUCCCCUCUCCCCCACCAUUAAGUUAGUGUUUAACUCUCUGCCUGAGAGAGAGAGAGAGAGAGAGAGAGAGGUUGCGUAACCUCGCUCGUUCCAUUUGUGCGCUGUGAAUAAUUCAUCAGAUCCUGACAGUAGAGAUCAAAAGGCACGCGGUGCCUCACGUAAAAGCCGCUCGUACCCCCGGGGCUCCGCCACGUCCUCAGGGCCGGCGCUGCCCCUCGAACCCUCGACUUCGGGCGGCGUCUCAGAUCCGUAGGUUCUCUUAUAGAUUUUUCACAUCCUUCGAAAUCUGGUUUCAGUUUACUGAAAUCAGCCCAAACCAAUCUUAGGAAGGCUUCGGGCAUUUCUUUAUCACUUACCUUCUACAGUCAAACAGAGGUAUUUAAAAAAGAAAUUUUUAAACAACACCUGAAAAUGAGGACCUGCCAGAAUCAACUAUGCUGUUCAGUGCCACAUUCCUUGUCACACGGUGAAUGGGAAUAAUUUCCUGGAAACAUCAUUUGUUUUAUUGGUCUUAUGGUGGGAUGGAUUUUCCGAAAUGAGUUAAUGGAUAAUUUUAAUGAAAAAAAUAAAACAAAUGUAUUGUAUGUUAUGGUCCUAUAUAAAACGUAUGUUCUGGUACUUUUGGUAGACUGAAAGAACAAUGAGUGACAUAUUUAUUUGAGUGUAGCUCUUCUUGGAGGAAGUGCAAUGCUGAUGACAGUGCUUCUGUAACCAGCACAGACUUCUGAAAAUAGGAUGUGUAAAGCCCCUCCGUCUAAGAGGGUUAGGUUGGUAAAGUAACAAAUGAUCCAAAAGACAGGGUACAGGGUGCAAGUGUGUGCGUGUUCUUGUUUGUGUGUGUGUGUGUGUGUGUGUGUGUUGAAAAAAUGUCAAUGCACUGUCAGUCUGACACUCAUACGGUGUUUUGGUUGGUGGUUGGUGUUUCGUAUUGUUUGUCUAAUGAAAGCAGAGAGGGUUCAGUCUCUCGCUUGCCACAGCUGUCAUGCUCACAUGCGAGGAAACCACGACCAAUAGCAGAACUGCACCCGGCUUCGUUUCGAAACACAAGGUCAAAAAACUGUUGACAAUACCCUCAGGCCCUUUAUCACGGGAAGUCUGUUUCACAACGACAGGGAAGGAGGCCUGUUUACAGCGAUUUGCACAGAGAACUACAACGUAACCGUGUUUGUAUGCACACAUGCAUACACGCACACGUGCGUACACACACAUGCACACACACACACACACACACACACAAGGGAGGGCGGGUUCUGUGUUCUACAUGUGCUCCCCUGCCCAAGGUGCAUGGAGAAUGUCAGAUUAACGUUUCUGGACACGUGACCACUGGCAUGUGAAGAAAAGGACAUUUGAGACUGCGCGAUUUCAUACAUGGAAACUGUGUCUGAACAAAGGACCAGCUUUGGCAUGGUAAGCUAAUAUGGGCUGUGUUCACUGUGUGUCCCCGGGAGAGACCGCGUGUACCUGUGCUUCAGUGUUAUUAGUGUGCAUCCCUGGGGUCUAGGUUUCAACACACAUAAUGGUCAAGGAUGAAAGAAUACUUGAAAUCUAAUUGAGACACACUGUCCUGUAUUUAAUCAGUCAUUCGAGGAUGGAUCAUGUCACACUAUUCCUAUUCAUAAGCCACAAUUAAUUACAAGCAAUUACUUUAUUUUUCUACAGAAUUGCACAAAACAACAGUUUUUUUCUGGCCUGUUUCCUGUUCAGGAUCUACAGCUGUAAUAACUAAAGAGUAGGCCUAUAUAAAAAAUUAAUAAUUGUUAUAUCAUUGGUAUUUUUUUAAAUUGACUGAUAGGGAGAGUGUAAUCUUUUAUUUCAAUAUUUAAUGUAUAAUGCAUUUCAGUAAACAGUUUUGAAUAGCCUCAAGUAUUUUUUUUACUUUUUAUUUAUGGUAUCUGGUAUUUGAUUAAAAGUACUGUAUUGUGUCUGUCAUCCAAUUUUCCUUUUUAGAUUGAAUUCUUUUAUUUUCUUAAAUGAUUAAUAUUUUAUUUUGUUUUAUAUGGGCUGGCUGUAAAACAUGGAACUUCCCAAUGUAUGUUUGUUUAUAUUAUUAUUAUUAUUAUUAUGAAUGUUGUUAUACAUAUUAAAGUGAUAUGAACGCAAC
Molecule: messenger RNA, 5455 nt
Organism: Anguilla anguilla (European eel)
Lineage: Eukaryota; Metazoa; Chordata; Actinopteri; Anguilliformes; Anguillidae
Product: un-named sa1614
Exons: 29
Coding region: 208-3297 (1029 amino acids)
Biological process (GO): positive regulation of GTPase activity
Cellular component (GO): cytoplasm
Molecular function (GO): GTPase activator activity; protein binding
Source: RefSeq, a predicted model, not a curated record